Messenger RNA from Dunckerocampus dactyliophorus (ringed pipefish), 1372 nucleotides. RefSeq names its product pancreatic secretory granule membrane major glycoprotein GP2-like. Gene Ontology annotation, cellular component: cell surface; apical plasma membrane. The transcript is spliced from 5 exons. The coding region runs from base 1 to 471 and encodes 156 amino acids. NCBI's taxonomy places the organism in Eukaryota, Metazoa, Chordata, Actinopteri, Syngnathiformes, Syngnathidae. The record is from RefSeq and is a predicted model, not a curated record. Gene Ontology annotation, biological process: neutrophil migration.
AUGGGUUUGGCUGCCAUGAUGAUCCUGUUCAAGAAAUCAGACUAUGCAGAGCCUUAUGCGGCAGGCGCGGUGGUCCUUCCAGUGGGUUCACCAUUAUACGUGGAGGUCUCUGUGGACAAGAAAGAUCUCAGCUUGGCGGUUGUUUUGGAGGAAUGCUUCACUUCUUACUCAUCAGACCCUGACCAUCUUGAACGAAACCUUCUCAUCCAAAACAAAUGUCCUACCGACAGCCAGCGAGUGUCUGUGGUUAUGAGCGGCUCAUCCCUCAAGGCUUGUUUCAGUACCCUGUUCUUCCUUGUUAAAGGAGAAUCUGGAGAUGUUUACCUCCACUGUAGCCUCAGCCUGUGUGACAGCAUGACUUCUUCUUGCAUUCCGUCCUGCACCGGCAGAGCCCGACGUCAUGUCUUCAAGUCUUCUCCACUAAAACCACUAACCAUUGGACCAAUCACUUGGGAGAAAUCAUCUGAGUGAAAUCCAUGGCAUUGGACUUUGAGUUUGAUUGUCUACAUGUAUAAAUGACAUGGAAAUGUCAGAAAAGUGUUAUUGAAAAGUCAGCAUUUAGGUCCUAAGUGUUCAAGAAUGCAGCAAAAUGCAAACUGUUUUUUUUUUUUGGGUUCUUGAUAGUGAACCUGUGCAAGAUCCAAUCUAUCUUCUUGAGGACAGGAAUGGUUGGCUGUUUAGUGGUGUCAGAUGACCAUCAUCGGGGUACAAUGGAGAGGGGCCUCAUCCCACCAAUGAUGGUCUUUGCAAGUGUCGCAUUCUGAUUAUGCCUUGUUUAUUUCUUAGAGGCUAAAUGUCUUGAGCCUUUUAGGAAGGGAUGAAAGGACCGCAUUCUUCAGAGAUGGUUUCUCAACCUUAGUCUUUCAUACUGCCAUGUGUUGGCAUCAUGACGUCACAAUCCUGCCAGCAGGAGACUAAAAAGAAACCCAGCCAGUCAGUCAGAAAAUCAUAGAACAAAUCAUAGAGCACCUGCAAACAUUAUUGUAUUGUAUUGUACUUUAUUUAUCCCACAGCAGGGAAAUUCACUUGUUACAGCAGCAAGCAAGAUACGCAAGUAAAGAAUACAUAGUGACACAUGGUUCAAGUGGUGCAGGUGUUGUAGAGCCUGACAGCGGUCCGUAUGAAGUAUUACAGAAGUAUUAAACUGUAUUCCAACCCAGGAUGCAGUGCAAACUGUGAGGCAACGUUUACACCUUGACCACACACUCCAAGGUAGAUCCGCUCACAACCCAGAACAAAUAUGUCAUUUGCUGGAACUUUGCCUCAAUACAACAUAUUUUCAAUUCAUGGGAAAAGCACCAAGUCAGUGGUACAGAUAUGUGGAUGACACAUGGGCCAAAAUUAGAAGCCAAGAAGUGGUACCUAGCCUUCA